This is a messenger RNA of Struthio camelus australis, 4144 nucleotides long. The record is from RefSeq and is a predicted model, not a curated record. NCBI's taxonomy places the organism in Eukaryota, Metazoa, Chordata, Aves, Struthioniformes, Struthionidae.
CUUCUGUCAUAUCUCAAGAGUUUCAGAAGGCUGCAGAGCCACAGGGGAAGGUGAAUGUACUAUGUCUGUGAGGUACACAGCAUGUACAAAGUACCACUUUCUUACUAGCAUCAAGUUAGAGGACUUUUUGCUACCACUCCUGCUUUGAUGGUAAUGCAGUUCUAAAAAAAAAUCCAAAGAACGAUCCAGCAAAAAUGGGUGAAGUGAAUAAAGAUGCCGUUGAAAAAUACUUGGAGAACAACCCCCAGUUUGCCAAGGAAUAUUUCGACCGAAAAAUGAGGGCAGAAGUGGUGGGAAGCGUCUUUAAAGUGAACCCUGGAGAUGUGAAAGAAGGAGUCAGCUUCAAGGACAUGUCCCGUCUGGAGGAGUCUAACAUACUUUUUGAGCUGCUAACAGAAAUCCAGGAUGAGGGAGGCACUAUGGAAAAGACAGUGCACAAGGCCCUGCAGAGGCUGGCACAGCUGCUGGCAGCUGAUCGGUGUAGCAUGUUUAUUUGCCGUGCCCGAAAUGGUAUUCCAGAGGUAGCCACCAGGCUUCUUAAUGUCACUCCUACUUCUACCUUUGAGGAGAACUUGGUGAAUCCAGACAAUGAGGCUGUUUUUCCUCUGGACAUCGGAAUAGUGGGAUGGGUGGCUCAUACCAAGAAGUUUUUUAAUAUACCAGAUGUGAAAAAGAAUAACCAUUUUUCUGAUUUUCUGGACAAAAAAACUGGUUAUACAACACUCAAUAUGUUGGCAACCCCAAUUAUGCAGGGCAAAGAGGUGCUUGCUGUUGUGAUGGCACUCAACAAACUAAAUGCCGCUGCAUUCUCAAAAGAGGAUGAAGAGGUCUUUAAUAAAUACCUGAAUUUUAUAUCUUUUGUCCUAAGAAAUCAUCAUACAUCAUAUCUCUACAAUAUUGAAUCCCGACGAAGUCAGAUGCUUUUGUGGUCUGCCAACAAAGUAUUUGAAGAGCUAACAGAUAUAGAACGGCAGUUUCACAAAGCACUGUAUACUAUUCGAAUGUAUCUGAACUGUGAGAGGUACUCUGUUGGUCUGCUGGACAUGACUAAAGAGAAGGAGUUCUACGAUGAAUGGCCAAUCAGGCUGGGGGAGGCAGAGCCUUACAAAGGCCCCAAGACACCUGAUGGAAGAGAAGUUAACUUCUACAAGAUUAUUGACUAUAUUUUACAUGGAAAAGAAGAAAUCAAAGUCAUUCCGUCACCUCCAGCAGAUCACUGGUGUCUUGCCAGUGGAUUGCCAACAUACGUUGCUGAAAAUGGAUUUAUUUGUAACAUGAUGAAUGCACCAGCAGAUGAAUAUUUCACAUUUCAGAAAGGACCUGUGGAUGAGACUGGAUGGAAAAUCAAAAAUGUCCUGUCACUGCCUAUUGUCAACAAAAAGGAAGAAAUUGUGGGAGUUGCUACAUUUUAUAAUAGGAAAGAUGGAAAACCUUUUGAUGAAUAUGAUGAACAGAUCAUUGAAACUCUCACACAGUUCCUGGGGUGGUCUGUUUUAAAUACUGACACUUACGACAAAAUGAAUAAGCUUGAAAACAGGAAAGACAUUGCUCAGGAAAUGCUCAUGUACCAGACAAAGGCCACCCCUACUGAAGUUGAAUCUAUACUGAAAUACAAAGAGAAAUUAAAUGCAAAGAGUAUAGAAGACUGUGAUGAAAAGGAUCUUAUCAGGAUUCUGAGAGAAGAAUUACCUGAUCCAAAAGAUUUAGAACUUUAUGAAUUCCGCUUCAGUGACUUCCCUGUUACAGAGCACGGCUUGAUAACUUGUGGAAUACGGCUGUUCUUCGAGAUAAACGUUGUUGAAAAGUUCAAAGUUCCAGCAGAGGUACUUACACGAUGGAUGUACACAGUCAGAAAGGGUUACCGGGAUAUCACUUACCACAACUGGCGACAUGGAUUCAAUGUAGGACAGACAAUGUUUACUUUGCUAAUGACAGGCAAAAUAAAGAAAUAUUAUACUGAUCUAGAAGCCUUUGCCAUGGUGGCUGCUGCCUUCUGCCAUGACAUUGAUCACAGAGGGACCAAUAAUUUGUAUCAAAUGAAGUCAGCUGCUCCACUGGCAAAACUUCACGGCUCAUCCAUUUUAGAAAGACACCAUCUAGAAUACAGCAAAACCCUACUGCAGGAUGAGAGUUUAAACAUCUUCCAGAACCUGAAUAAGCGACAGUUUGAAACUGUUCUACAUUUAUUUGAAGUUGCAAUAAUAGCAACAGACUUGGCAUUGUAUUUCAAGAAAAGAACUAUGUUUCAAAAGAUUGUGGAUGCAAUUGAAAAGAUGGAAACGGAAGAGGAGGCAAUUAAAUAUAUAUCUAUUGACCCAACCAAAAAAGAAGUUAUCAUGGCUAUGAUGAUGACUGGAUGUGACUUGUCUGCUAUAACCAAGCCUUGGGAAGUGCAAAGUAAGGUUGCCCUCAUGGUUGCAAAUGAAUUCUGGGAGCAAGGUGACCUGGAACGGACAGUACUACAGCAACAACCAAUUCCUAUGAUGGACAGAAACAAAGGAGAUGAACUACCUAAGCUCCAAGUUGGUUUCAUAGAUUUUGUGUGCACAUUUGUGUACAAGGAAUUCUCAAGGUUUCACAAGGAAAUCACACCUAUGUUUGAUGGUCUUCAAAACAACAGGGUUGAAUGGAAAACACGAGCUGAUGAAUAUGAAGAGAAGAUGAAAAUUAUUGAGGAACAAAAGAAAAAGGAAGAAGAAGCAGCUGCCAAAAAAGCUGAAAAUGCAGCUGGAGGAGGUGGCGGAGGUGGAGAUGAGGGAAAAUCCAAAACAUGUAUAAUUUUGUGAUACAUAAUCUCAAAGACACUGUUUCUGCUACAGAAAAGACACCUAGAAAGAACUUCAAUGAGCCCCAGUGGAUUUCUGCUUGGCAUAGAAUAGUACAGAUCAAUCUCUGAACAAUCCUCUUAAACAUCUGCCAUUUGCUGGAAAUAAUUUUUAAUUGAGUAAAAGAAACAGCUACAAUUAAAAACUGAAAAAUCAAAAGACAGAGGAAAAAAUGAGUUAACUGUGAGGUCUCGAUCUUAUUUCAUGUCACAAUUUAUACACAAUAUUUUCAUUAAAACAUGUAACUUCUGCACCCUGUCCUGAAAAAUAUAAGUAAUUUUGAUAGAUCUUAUAUGAAAUUACUGAAUGAAACUUAACAUGCAAAAUUAAAUCAAAAAAUUGCAGAUUUCAUAACUUGUGUAUUUAGAUUUUUAUAUUAUGUGUAUUUCCAUUUUAUGGAAUUGUGUCCUUUUCCUUACUACUCAAUACUAGAUACAAUUCUAGAGGUAAACAUUUAUUUCAUUUUAGGAGAGCUAAAAAUAAUUCCCUGGCUCAUCUCUAUAAGAAGCAGGUCCAUGGUACACAGUCUAUUUCUAAAACUACCAUGGAUAAAUCUGUAAAUUGUAUCCAUAGCUUGGAGAAACCACUCCUUUGUUCAUGUGCAAGUGGCUCUGCCCGUGGUUCCUAAACCGACUGCCUUUUAUUUUUAAAAACCUAAAAAGGCAGGCCAUAAGCAUCAUUUAAAUGAGAAUGUAUUGAUACCUAUACCAGUGUAUCUACAGCAGGCUCUACAUUCAAUGCCGCUUUAAAAAGAGCAUGUACCCAUGAUACACUCUUUUAAAAUGCAAUAAAUGGACAGAAUUUUCCUGUAUUUGAAAACCAAUGAAUAGGCAUCAGUUUAAUUUUGGGAAGGAGAGGAUAGAAGUAGGCCAUGUCAGAAUUCACGUAUCUCCCUUUCCACAACUGCGUGCAAAUUAGCUCUUUGUAAGGAACAUGUCUUCCUACAAAAACCUUCUGUCCUUGAAGAAUGACAGGGAGCACUCCGUACCUACUACUAAGGUCCCAUGAAGCUGGCUCCUCCUACAGAUAAAGGAAGGAAAAUGGCUAGUAUAUUAAGUAUGUAUCUAAGCAUUCAGCGGAUCCAGUCCCAUGCCUUCCUAAAAGGAGACGGAUAUCAAAUGCAAAAGAGCAGAACUACACAGUUUUUUUCUCUAAAAGGAUCACUCUCAGCAUCUAGGGAGAAGGGAGAAAGAUUUGCCCUACUAUACACCCUUCUAAGAAUGCUCUACACACAUACUGCACAGCUAUCAACAGAAAUUUUAAAAAGGACACAAAAAGUUUGCCACUUAUUAUGUCCUUACCUAUAACUGGCCCAAAUC